This is a messenger RNA of Wasmannia auropunctata (little fire ant), 2016 nucleotides long. RefSeq lists its product as uncharacterized. The record is from RefSeq and is a predicted model, not a curated record. Gene Ontology annotation, molecular function: protein binding. Lineage: Eukaryota; Metazoa; Arthropoda; Insecta; Hymenoptera; Formicidae. Bases 47 to 1621 code for a protein of 524 amino acids. The transcript has 5 exons.
AUCCACCGCACGGCGCACCGCGCACACCGCACGACACUGUUACAAAAUGGCAGGCGACAAGAUUGUUGAUUGUACACAAAACGGCAACAGCGAGAAAAUAAGCGAGAAUGGUGACUUGAGUCUCAGUCUGAAUCUGGAGGAUGAUUUCGUUGAGUCGAUCGAAUACGUUCCUUGCCCCGAAUUUCAAUUCUCGACAACGGCAUGUUAUAUUUGCAAUGGAUAUUAUGGACCAUGUUUUGAAGAACCAGUCUGUGCGACGUGUCAUGCAUUUCUAUUCCCAAAUGAUGUCGAUCUACUCCAGGUGCCAAUUUUCAGUGAGAAAACGGAUGACGAAGAUUCGGGAAAUGACGAGCCGACUGAUUUAUACUAUAAUCACGAGAGGAGAACUAGUCAGCAGCAGCAAAAUUCUCCGCAGAGCGUCAAUCCUAACAUCCCAAACGCACAGCAGAAUCCACUCAAUCAUAACGCGAACGUUUCGCGCCGUUGUUACGCGCAGCAUCAAAACGCGGCGCCUCAGUGCAAUUAUCACGUGCUCCAGAGCAAUUCGAAUAGCAAUUCCGUUGACAAGUGUGUAGCAGCGUUUGCGCGAAACCGGACGAGGGGCGACUGCGACCAUCUAAACUGCGCCAGUUGGAAUCGAGAUGAAAUCGCACAGGAGAGAAGGAUGAUAGAGGAAAGUUUCCGAAUGCCGGAGAUGUUCGAGCCUAGGUACGACGUCGUGCAGUAUCAUUGGAACUACAGGGCGUACGACAGGGAGGACGCGGGUGAGCCGUCGCGGCCGUACAAUCUGUCGGAGCGGCUGGAGAUACUGUCGAAUCACAAACAUAUUGAGCACGAGCCCAUCAACGAACCGGGUUUAGUGGAAAGAUUGCCGCCCGAGGUGCUGCUCGCCAUCUUCUCGCAUCUCGACGACAUCAGUCUGUGGUCGGCAGCGAAUGUCUGUCGACGAUGGUGCGGCCUACUGUCGACGCACGUCACGCAGCUGCAAUGGAAACAGCAUGUGAAAUUACGCUGGCCUCUGUACAAACCCAUCGGCUGCAUCAAGAAUUGGUACAAGGUGUACGAUUAUCUGGCCUCCUCGGCACCAUGUCGGACAUGCUUGGCGCAGACCUCUCUGCGAUCAGAAUGGAGGCCGCCCAGAAUGGAGGAGAAUUCUUGGCGGAGAAACAGGUUACGUAGCGAGCUCAAAAGCUUGAGGAUUGAUCCACCGGAAGGCAUUGAGGCGAUGCCUCUCGAUCAUAUGUGCUGCCAUUGGCAAGCCACUAUCACGGGACCAGUGGGAAGUCCGUACGAGGGAGGAUUGUUUUAUCUAUAUCUACAAGUACCGUUUAGUUAUCCUAUGUGCCCGCCUGUAGUGAGAUUUCUAACGAAAAUACUUCACCCGAACGUAUCGAGGCACGGAGACGUUGGUAUUGACUCGAUACAUCACAAUUGGUCGCUAGCUCUCACGAUAUCUAAAGUUCUUAUCAGUGUACAAAGUCUGCUUACGGAUCCGUACUGUCAAGUUUGUAUGGAACCAGAACUAGGAGAGAUGUACAUGAACGAUCGCGAGAAGUUCGAAGAAGUAGCGAGGGCGUGGACGUGGAGGUAUGCAAUGCACGAUGUCAUAACGCCGCUCUAGUGCACCGGAAUGUAUAAAUCGCGAUUAAUCCGGUGUAAUUAAUGUAUACCUAGAUACUAAUUAGUAGACCGUAGAUAUCACAUAAGCGUAUUUAAUAAAUUGAUAAUGAUUUGUGAUACAUUGUGCUAAAAAAAAAAAAACGAACAGAUCUACUGAAAACGACUGUGUAUUUAUAGGAAAUAUUGUUAAUCAUGAUCAUGUAUUAGCGAGAUCAAAUUCGAACCUUUUUUACCCCAAAGUUCAUUACAAAAUGUAUACAUUAAUAUUCUUAAUGUUGUUAUUUCAAUCGUUGCAAUUCCUAUAAAAUAAUCAUCAAUUAAAGGAUUCCUUGGAAAAAUAUUGUAUCCAAUAUUUUUUAAAUUUUACAGGAAAUAAUAAAAAUGUUAGCCAAUGCA